Messenger RNA from Didymodactylos carnosus, 1457 nucleotides. NCBI's taxonomy places the organism in Eukaryota, Metazoa, Rotifera, Eurotatoria, Philodinida, Philodinidae. The record is from the annotation of a GenBank genome assembly.
GCUGAACUAAUCUUUAGCAAAGCUUUUACUGUGUUUUUGCCAUAACAAAAUUGAAUUGAGUCUAAAAAGAAUUUAGAGUCGGGCUCGAGCCGGGCGGUCCAGGAAAGACUACCACCCGGGCCGGGUCGGAUCAACCGAUUCGCAUGAUGGGUCAAGCAGGCCUCGACUUUUCUUGGCCCGGCUUGUUCCGGGCGGGCUAUCAAAAAUUCACCCGAUUAGGAGCUCUGGUAGUUACAUUCUACCCAAAUGUAUUUUUAUUGUAGCUGGCCAUCAAUGAAAAACGAAAUGCUCGUACAAAACUUGAACGAAAAAUAGCUGAAAAAAAACAAGCACUGGCAUUAUAUCAAAAUAAAAAAAUUGAUUUGGCAAAAGAAGAAAAAAGUUCACGUGAAAAAGAAAAGAAAAUACAUGAAGAUAAAUUAAAUAAACUUAAUGACCAUGCUAAUUAUUUGAAUGAUUAUAAUCAACGAUGUGCCGAAUUAACAAUUGAAAGUUGCCGCUUGGCAAUAUCACGUUAUGAACACGAAAAAGCAAAAGCUGAUUUAGAAACACACAAUGAAGAUUUAACAAAAAUCAAAGAAGAAAGUGUUCAAAAACAAAAUCAAAUGAAAGCGAGUGAAACUGAAACUAGAAUAUGUGCACAAAAUGUGAUAAAAUCAAUUGGAAAAACAUUACCAACAAAUGUAUCAUUAUUAUCAAAUGAAAUAAUUAUGGAAGUCAAAUCGAAAUUCGUCGGUUUACCACAAACAAUUCAAGAUCUUGAUACCGAUAUCAUGAGUUUUACAGCACAGUUAAACUGUCAAUCGAAUGUUAAAGAAGAUAUUAUUCGUGAAUAUCGAAAUCAAACAAAAAAAUUAGCCGAUUUAGAAGGUCGUCGUCAAGGAUUAGAACUUCGUAUAAAUCAGCAUCAAUCAACAGCUGAUAAUAGUAAAGAUAACUGGUUAAAACAAGUUAAAGAAAUGAUUUCACAAAUAAAUGAAAAAUUUGUCGAUUUAUUUAAUACAAUGGGUUGUAAAGGAGAAAUAUGUCUUGAUGUACCAGAAAACGGAGAUGAUUACGAAAAAUACGGUAUUAACAUCAAAGUACAAUUUCGUGAUGGUGAAAAAUUACAUGAAAUGUCAGAAUUUUUACAAAGUGGUGGAGAAAAAAGUGUGUCAGUUAUGUUGUACAUGAUUGCAUUACAAAACAUGACCAUAUGUCCAUUUCGGUGUGUCGAUGAAAUCAAUCAGGGUAUGGAUCCUCAAAAUGAACGUCGUGUAUUUGAAUUACUUGUACGACAUUCAUCUGAUAAAGCAAACUCACAAUAUUUUCUUCUAUCACCAAAACUUCUUCCAGAUUUAAAAUAUAGCAAAAAGAUCAAAUUAUUAUUUGUUUGUAAUGGUGAAGUAGCUCUUAAAAGUCAUGAGUGGAAUGUAGCAAAAUACAUUGAAAGACGAAAAGCAUUGCAAUCAUUGUAG